Molecule: messenger RNA, 1288 nt
Organism: Oncorhynchus nerka (sockeye salmon)
Lineage: Eukaryota; Metazoa; Chordata; Actinopteri; Salmoniformes; Salmonidae
Product: calsenilin-like
Exons: 9
Coding region: 2-994 (330 amino acids)
Biological process (GO): regulation of potassium ion transmembrane transport; negative regulation of transcription by RNA polymerase II
Cellular component (GO): nucleus; voltage-gated potassium channel complex
Molecular function (GO): calcium ion binding; DNA-binding transcription repressor activity, RNA polymerase II-specific; potassium channel regulator activity
Source: RefSeq, a predicted model, not a curated record
CAUGUUCAGAACCACGGACAGCACGUGGAAGAAGGCAUACUGGUGGUGCUCUCCCUGUUUCUCUCUCUCUCUCGUGCGGUGCUUUGAAAUGAGCGAGUUUAUGCCUCACAGGUUACGGUUUACCUCAGGAUUCUCAGAACAGAAAGUGCGCGCGACUAGACGAACGCCUCAGAGCGGUUUACUGCAAAAAGCAAGAAAUCAACAUAACACCAACAUCAUGCAGGCUGAUGGAAAAGGAGUGGACGGUGGCUUGCUGCCUGAUGCCAACGGGAAGGAGCCCAGCCCAGGAGGACAGAGGGAGGACAGAGGGAAAUGGCAGAAGCCCCGAAUCACUCGUAAAUCUCUGAUGAAGUGCUGCCUCGUCAAAUGGAUCAUUGACAGCACCACAAACACUCAGGGGCCAGAGAGUAGCGACUGUGAAUUGGAGCUUUCUACUGUUCGUCACCAGCCUGAAGGCUUGGAACAGCUCCAGGUCCAGACCCAGUUCACCAAGAAGGAGUUGCAGUCACUCUACAGAGGCUUUAAAAACGAGUGUCCCAGCGGGCUGGUGGAUGAGGAGACUUUCAAGAACAUCUACUCACAGUUCUUCCCCCAGGGAGAUGCCACCACAUAUGCACAUUUCCUGUUCAACGCAUUUGACAUGGACAGAAAUGGCUCUAUCCGUUUCGAGGACUUUGUGAUUGGACUAUCUGUACUGCUCAGAGGUUCAGAAACAGAGAAACUCCGGUGGGCCUUCAAUCUGUAUGAUAUCAACAAGGAUGGCUACAUCACCAAGGAGGAGAUGUUGGCCAUAAUGACGUCCAUUUAUGACAUGAUGGGCAGGUAUACCUCUCCCAGUGUACGAGAUAUUGAUCCAUCGGAGCAUGUGGACAAGUUCUUUCAGAAAAUGGAUCGGAACAGAGACGGGGUGGUGACCAUUGAUGAGUUCAUAGAGACUUGUCAGAAGGAUGAAAAUAUCAUGGCCUCCAUGCAGCUCUUUGAGAACGUCAUCUAGGUCUAGGAACGGAAGGAGAACAUGGAUAGAAGUAUAAGUCCUGAUGACCUUUUAUUGCUUCCGAUACCAGACCCUUACAAGCCCCUCUACACUUUAACCCCUCACCGUUUGAUAAUAGAAAAAUAUUCACACACAUCGAGAUGAGGACAGUAAACAUUUGGCAGGGGGCAUAGGGAAAUGACCUUUUAAACGUUUGAUUCCACUACGUACUGUAUAUGGGAAAAUAAUCCCUUCAAUGGUUCUAUUGACAGUAGAGGUCGACCGAUUAUGAUUUUUCAACGCCGAUGCCGAUUA